GAGAAUAUUAUUGAUUUUUAAUUUUAUUAUAUAUCAUAAUUAAUAUUAUAUAUAUACUUGAUCAUCAUGAAUAUUCACUUGGCUACUCCGAUACCUAAUUUCUUCCCAAGCUUCCAAAUAUUCAACAAACUAACCAUAAUUAGUAGUGGAAUUAUUAAUCCAAAUCAUUUCAGGUUCAAAUUUAAUGUUGUCAAAAACAAAGCCACAGGGGAUGAAAGACCAAGUGGGAAAUUAUCAGUUAAAGAGAAUAGUAGUUGUUAUCAUAAUAAUAAUGAUGAUGAUUUAUUCAGUGGAAAAUUGGUGCAGGGGAAGCAUGUUUUCCAGCAAAACUUCUCGAUUAGAUCAUAUGAGGUAGGCCCUGAUUCUAAAAUCACCAUUGGAGCCUUAACUAAUCUUUUACAGGAAUCAGCAGUGAACCAUUUGAUAAGGGGUGGGGUGAUGGUGGAAGGUUUGGGUUGGACGCCGGCCAUGUGCCUCAAAAAUCUGAUUUGGGUUGUCUACAACAUCCACAUUCUCAUUGACACCUACCCUUCAUGGAGUGAUGUUGUUGAAGUAGAGACAUGGACUUGUGCAUCAGGAAGAAAUGGUAUGCGUCGUGACUGGCUAGGCCGUGAUUACAACACACGAAAAACUCUCUUUACAGCUGUCAGUGUGUAUGUGAUGAUGAAUAAGAAGACAAGGAAAUUAUCCAAGUUCAUUGAGGAAACUAGACAAGAAACCAAGCCUUUAUUUAUGGACUACUGUGAUCCAAUAAUCAACGAUGCCACAAAGUUAAGGGACUUGGAUUUUGACACUGCUCAUUAUGUUAUUAAAGAUUUAUCGCCUAAAUGGACUGAUUUGGAUGUUAAUCAACAUGUGAACCAUGUCAAGUAUAUCAACUGGAUCCUCCAGAGUGCUCCUGAGUCAAUAUUGGAGACUCAAAAGUUAUGCUCUUUGAAAUUGGAAUUUCGAAAGGAGUGUGGAAAGAACAGUUUGCUUCAUUCUUUAUCUGCCAUCUCCAAAAAAUCUGAUCAAGGCUUUGAGUUAGAACACACUCUUCGUCUUCAAAAUGGCUUAACAAUUUUGAGGGGAAGGACUGUUUGGAUACCAAGAAACUACUGAGAAACUCAUAUUUUCCAUUUUUUUUAAUUAUUAUUAUUUUUUAGAAACUGAUAGUGGUUCACAUCAAAUUUUAGAAUAAUCGGUUAUUCAAUGUAGAAUUAGUUUCUAUUUUCUUUUCUUUUUUUUUUUCUUUAAUAUAGUUGGUGGUAACUGGUUACCAUCAUAUCACUAAUAGAAUAAAAAAUUCAUAGUA
Messenger RNA from Cannabis sativa, 1294 nucleotides. RefSeq names its product palmitoyl-acyl carrier protein thioesterase, chloroplastic. The coding region runs from base 67 to 1101 and encodes 344 amino acids. Gene Ontology annotation, biological process: fatty acid biosynthetic process. The transcript is spliced from 7 exons. Gene Ontology annotation, molecular function: fatty acyl-[ACP] hydrolase activity; acyl carrier activity. Lineage: Eukaryota; Viridiplantae; Streptophyta; Magnoliopsida; Rosales; Cannabaceae. The record is from RefSeq and is a predicted model, not a curated record.